AUGUGGAAGAUGCGGACGCUCCUGGGCUUCGUGCAGGGCUGCUACGGCGGCUGCUGCUGCUUCUGGCUCCUGCUGCCGCCGCCGCUGUGGGUCAGCCUGGCCGCGGCGAAGCAAGUGCUGCGCUACCGGCUGGCCGAGGAAGGGCCGGCCGACAUCCGCAUCGGCAACGUGGCCUCGGACCUGGGCAUCGUGACGGGCUCGGGCGAGGUGACGUUCAGCCUGGAGUCCGGCUCCGACUACCUGAAGAUCGACAACAUGACGGGCGAGCUGAGCACCACGGAGCGGCGCAUCGACCGCGAGAAGCUGCCGCAGUGCCAGAUGAUCUUCGACGAGAACGAGUGCUUCCUGGACUUCGAGGUGUCCGUGAUCGGCCCGUCGCAGAGCUGGGUGGACCUCUUCGAGGGCCGGGUCAUCAUCCUGGACAUCAAUGACAACACGCCCACGUUCCCCUCCCCGGUGCUGACCCUCACCGUCGAGGAGAACCGCCCGGUGGGCACGCUGUACCUGCUGCCCACCGCCACCGACAGGGACUUCGGCCGCAACGGCAUCGAGCGCUACGAGCUGCUCCAGGAGCCCGGCGGCGGCGACGGCGGGCGGCGCGGCGGCGGCGGCGCGGCGGUCGCCACCGCGGACAGCGCCCUCUACCCCGGGGGCGGCAAGAGGCGGCAGGAGGCCGACGGCGCGGCCAGGAGCAGCGUCUUCGAGCUGCAGGUGGCCGACACGCCCGACGGGGAGAAGCAGCCGCAGCUGAUCGUUAAGGGGGCGCUGGAUCGGGAGCAGCGGGACUCGUACGAGCUGAGCCUGCGGGUGCGGGACGGCGGCGAGCCGGCGCGCUCCUCCCAGGCCAUCCUGCGGGUGCUGAUCACGGACGUGAACGACAACAGCCCGCGCUUCGAGAAGAGCGUGUACGAGGCGGACCUGGCCGAGAACAGCGUGCCCGGCACCCCCAUCCUGCAGCUGCGGGCCGCCGACUCGGACGUCGGCGUCAACGGGCAGAUCGAGUACGUCUUCGGGGCGGCCACGGAGUCGGUGCGGCGCCUGCUGCGCCUCGACGAGUCCUCGGGCUGGCUCAGCGUGCUGCACCGCAUCGACCGGGAGGAGGUGAACCAGCUCCGCUUCACCGUCAUGGCCAGGGACCGCGGGCAGCCGCCCAAGAACGACAAGGCCACGGUGGUGCUCAACAUCCGCGACGAGAACGACAAUGUGCCCACGAUCGACAUCCGCAAGAUCGGGCGCAUCCCGCUGCGCGACGGCGUGGCCAGUGUGGCUGAAGACGUCCUGGUGGACACCCCCAUCGCCCUGGUGCAAGUGUCCGACCGUGACCAGGGCGAGAACGGCGUGGUGACUUGCACCGUGGUGGGGGAUGUGCCCUUCCAGCUCAAGCCGGCCAGUGAGGGCGAGGGCGAGCCCCAGAACAAGCGCAAGUACUUCCUGCACACCUCAGCCACCCUCGACUACGAGGCCGUGCGUGACUACAAUGUGGUGAUCGUGGCUGUGGACUCGGGCAGCCCCAGCCUGUCCAGCAACAAUUCCCUGCUGGUGCGCGUGGGGGACACCAACGACAACCCGCCCGUCUUCAGCCAGCCUGUGCUAGAGGUCUCCUUUCCCGAGAACAAUGCCCCCGGCGAGAGGGUGGCCACCGUGUUGGCCACGGAUGCUGACAGUGGCAAGAAUGCGGAGAUAGCCUACUCUCUGGAGCCCUCCCUGCUCUCGCCCGACUCUCCUGGAGGCCUCUUCACCAUUGACCCUGAUUCUGGUGACGUGCGGGUCCAGGCUGUGCUGGACCGUGAACAACGGGAUACCUACGAGUUCCUGGUGCGGGCCCGGGACAAGGGGGUGCCACCCCUGGAGGGCUCCACCACAGUGGUGGUGCGGGUGGCCGACCGCAAUGACAACGAGCCACGCUUCAUGCAGGAUGUCUUCACCUUCUACGUCAAGGAGAACCUGCAGCCCAACAGCCCGGUGGGCAUGGUGACCGUGAUGGAUGCGGACAAGGGGCGCAAUGCCCAGCUGAGCCUCUCCAUCCAGCCCGGCGGCGGCGGCGGCAGCGACCCAAACCAAAGCACCCCCGGCGGCAUCUUCUCCAUUGAGAACGACACAGGCACCAUCUACUCCACCGUUUCCUUUGACCGGGAGCUGCAGACCAGCUACACUUUCAAGGUGAAGGCGGUGGAUGGGGGCGAGCCCGCACGCUCGGCCACAGCCACCGUCUCCCUCUUCGUCAUGGAUGAGAAUGACAAUGCGCCGGCCGUCACCUCGCCAGCCAACAGCUCCUACACUGUGCUGCCGCCCUCCAGCCACGUGCGCUCGGUGGUGGCCACGGUGCAGGCCCGCGACGCUGAUGCGGGCCAGAAUGCCGAGCUGAGCUACAGCCUGGUGGGGGGCAACCCCUUCCGCCUCUUCGAGAUCGAUCCCACGAGCGGCGUGGUGUCGCUGGUGGGCAAGCUGGCGCCCAAGCACUACGGCCUGCACCGGCUGGUGGUGCAGGUCAACGACAGUGGGCAGCCGCCCCAGUCCACCACAGCGCUCCUGCACGUCUUCGUGAACGAGAGCCUGGCCAAUGCCACGGUGGUGGAGGGCCAGGUGGCGCGCAGCCUGCACACCCCCCUGGGCCACGACAUCGCCGGAGACCCCAGCUAUGAGCUGAGCAAGCAGCGCCUCAGCAUAGUUGUGGGGGUGGUGGCCGGGAUCAUGACAGUGGUCCUGCUCAUCCUGGUGGUGGUCAUGGCCCGCUACUGCCGCUCCAAGGGCAAGCACGGUGGCUACGAGGCCGGCAAGAAGGACCACGAGGACUUCUUCACGCCCCAGCAGCACGACAAGGCCAAGAAGCCCAAGAAGGACAAGAAGGGGAAGAAGGCAGGGAAGCAGCCGCUCUACAGCAGCAUCGUCACCGUUGAGGCCUCCAAGCCCAAUGGGCAGCGCUAUGAUGGCGUCAAUGAGAAGCUCUCUGGGGACAGUCCCGCCAUGAGCCGCUACCGCUCAGUCAAUGGCGGCCCAGGCAGCCCAGACCUGGCCAGGCAUUACAAAUCCAGCUCCCCUUUGCCCACCGUCCAGCUCCACCCGCAGUCACCCACGGCCGGGAAAAAGCACCAAGCCGUGCAGGAACUGCCCCCAGCCAACACCUUUGUGGGUGCAGGGGACAACAUCUCCAUUGGGUCCGACCACUGCUCCGAGUACAGCUGUCAAGCCAGCAGCAAGUACAGCAAGCAGGUGGAUACUGUGCAGACUACGCAGCCCCCUGGCCACAUUGAGGAAUCGUGUAAAAUGAAUCCAUUUCGUAGAGUGACGUUUUCAGUUGUGAGUCAGCCUCAGGACCCACAUCAAGGGUCAUUGCAGAGUUGCUAUGACAGCGGUCUGGAGGAGUCAGAAACACCAAGCAUAGCAGCCUUAUGGAAAGCCAACAAGCAGGACGUGAGGGCAAUUGCCUUUUCAUGCUUCUUUAUUUUGAUAGUUGGUUUUGAUUCUAACUCUAUACAAUCAACUAGAGAUUCAAGACCUUUACCAGAUGUAGCCCUGACUGGGAAGUGCACCCGGGAAUGUGACGAGUAUGGUCAUUCAGACUCCUGCUGGAUGCCUGUCCGCACUUCACCUGAAAGGAAGCAGAAGAGCCAGCCAAAACUCUCCACUUUCAUGCCUGUUGAUGAACGGGGCAGUCAAGAGAAGCUGGCCAAUGGAGAAGCCUCCCUGAUGGGUGACCGCAACAGAAACCUCCUUAACAAAAAGUUGACCUCAUCCUAUGAGACCUUCAGUGCAGCUAGUUUCAGCAAAAGUGAGGAAGCCAACCCAGAGGAUAUUCCUCUCACGCAGACAGGGGAAUACAAGCCAUCUCCUGUCAAUACUUUAACUAGAAGAGAAGUUUACCUUUAGGCUGCGAAGAAGUAACAAUACCAUUCUCUUGCAUAUUAGAAGGGGAUAAAAGGCAAAAACCUAUAAAUCCAAACAAUUUUAACUCAAAAAGAAAGGAAAGUCUAUUGAAACAAAGGGGGCUACCAAAGAGACAAAAGCUUGGCCUGCCACUUCUGCCUCCAUGCCAGGCAUUUACGUAUCCUGUCUGCCUGACUAUAAUGUACAAUGUAGAAACCAUUGUUGUUCCUGCAUGCCUAAUUCCCCACUCACCAAUCUUUAUUUUCCUAAAUUUAUGGCUGUAAAUUCCUUUCAAGGUAACAAGUCUGAAAUGGAAAAGAACCACAGAAACUGUUGUUACCCCUCCCCCACUGCCGAAACAUUGUUUGAGCCACUCAGAUUCUCAUUUGGUGGUCAUCUGGUUUGUUUGCAAUAGCAGGCCAGAGGGAAAAUUCUUAUAUAUGUCUGUACACAUAUAUAUUCAUAUUCCCAGGAUACCAUCUGAAUCUUGCUGGUUCCCAUCAGAUAGAAGCCUUCUGAAACCACACAAAAGUAAAUAGAUAAAGAUGCUUUUAAAAAGAGAGAGAGAGAGAGCACUUUCUGAAGAUCACAGCUUUAAUACUGUCCUGUGGCUGGAAACAGCAGAACAAAUACAUUCUGCCUGAGAUUGUAGUCCAAUAUACAACACAUUCUCUAUAAUCAAGAACUGUGCAUUCUGUUUCCCCAUAGAAUACACACUAUCCCUUCCUCUGCUUAUGUCUCUCUUCUGCCUUGCCCUCCCUCUUCUCUCUCCCCUGCCUCUUUCUCUGACAUUUAACUUCAACAUGAUAAUGACAAUAUGUAUCAUGCUAUACUAAGGAUAAACUGCUAAACAGGUGUCAUUUUUAGUUUUACAAGACCAACUUUUGCUUGGAUGACCAUAGUAACUAAAAGGCCAAAGAACACACUAUGGAUCAGGGGAAUUGCUCAUUGGUCUUAGCUUAGGAAAUCUGACACCAACACGCACAAACACAUGCACAUAAUUUCCACACGUAUUUGCACAGCAGUCGAUGCUGCAAGCCCAGGGGAUGUAGUUGUUUCUACAAUGGGUUUUAGUCGAGUGCCCAAAGGAACUGAUGGCAUGAGCUUGCUGGCAGCAGCACAAUACAACCUAAGCUAUAUUAUCAUGAUCCUCCAGUUCCAGAGAUACGUUUUCCUUAGAAGGUUUCAAAUCCAUCCAGGAGGCUGGGUUGAUGAGCUCCACAACAUGUUGAGGGAGAAAUGUGAAAGAAGAGUGAAAUGAAGGUGGUGGGAAGAAUAUGCUUCAAGUCAAGUAUGACAACAGCUUUGUUGAGAGUGGAUGCUAACUCUUGAAUUAUCAGUGUUCCGGGUUAAUCAUUAACUCUUGACAAAGGUAUUAUGCAGGUUUUCUUAAAACACAAGUGCAUUUAAGCUGAGUCCUGUGCAAUAUGAAAUUAAUGUUGAGACUCGAGGUGACCGGUAGUCUUGACUAGCGUCACCGCCAAUGUGCUCUGGGCAACCUAGUUUUGCUUGUGACAAGUUACAAAGAAUCCAGACCUGAUCAUAAUAGUGCAGAGCUCUGGGCUGUGGCAGUUCUCAUAGUUUGCACUAUAUCGAGUGGAUAGGGAAAUGGACCAGAUAUAUUUUGUGCAAUAAGAAGUUACAGAGUAAGUAGAUUUUGAGCUAGUUCUGUACUGAGAAUGACGUAGUAAUAAAGAAUGACUGAGCUUGGACAUUCAAAUGAAACUGACAAUCGGUCAAUGCAGUGGGGACAGCUUGAGAAGGGGUACAAAGAGAAACCAUCCCCUCUGGUUGUUUAACUUGGCAUUAAAGCAUGACUCGAUGGUUCUCGUAGAUUGUAGUGACAAGGUAGGUUGGGUAGUUUUCUGCUUUAAAAUGACAUAGAAUAUAUUGUUGAACAGCCUGAGGUACAGGCUGAUUGAUUGGUACAAACUCAUCACAACUUUUGUCCUUCGAACUCUCAAUAGCAAAGUGCCCUUUUUUCAUUGUGCAUCUUCCUUAUGUUUUAUACUUUUUUUUGGAAAUUAGUUUGCAUGUAGCAGUUAAAAAUGGGCACAUUUUAGAAUGGAGAAAUAAUGUUAAAGGGAAAAUUAGGAGUGAUUGAUCAUUCUAACGCAUCAUAUAUAUAUAUAUUAAUUUCAAAGAUUCAGAUUUUGACUUUAUUAGAGGACUGACUAAAUCAGUUACUGUAUUUGUAUAACUUUUAAGUAUCUGUUAAGAAUAAUGCUUCUCAAGAUAUUUACAUUAAAGCUUACACAUUUCUUGCAGGUUUCAACAGAAGACAUAAUCACGUUGCCCUAGUGGUCAAUAGAACUAUUUUUAAGUCCAAUUAUAUUAAAUCUAAAGUCGAGAACCACUAAAUAAGGGAGAUCUAAAGAAUCUAUUUCACUUUUUAACCUCUUUUCUAGAAAGCCAAUACAGGUCAGAGAAGGCCUUCAGGAUGAACUGGAUCAGCAACCACUCCCCAUUUUGUGUGCUACAUAAAAUCAAAUCAUGUGAUUGAGGAAUUUACCUAAUUUACUCAUAGAGCUAAAAUGGGCACAAAAGAAUAACAGAAAAUACAGUGUACUUGUAUGUAUUUGCGGUAAUUCUAGUAAAACUUAGCCAUCAGAACAUAGUCGAUUGCUUCUUACAACCCAGCAUGAGACACAAAUAUAUUUUUGUGUGUUCGUGUUUUUUUUUUUAAUUUAAGUUGAAAUUAGUUGAAUCUGGUGACACUCCUUAUAUAGAGUGCUUUUAUAAAAAAUCAAUAAAAUAAAAAUGAAACGUUUUAGAGUGAAUGCAAAAUAUGCAACUGUGCCUUUUAUACCUGUUGUUAUGGUAAAAAUGGUGGUUGGGGUUGGACACUAAAAUUAAUGGGCUAUUCCCACAUUUUUGAACCUGUAUAUUUAACCAUGUUUAUUUUCUGAGAAAUGAAAAAAGUUAUAUUAAAAAAGUCUUCUACCAAACUCAGAUAAUGGACCAGUCUUAAGAUUUCAUUCACUAGUAAAAAGAAGGAAAGAAAAAAGUUAGUAGUUUUGAGAUAAGUCAUUUAUUAUCUGAAGAAAAACUAUAGUAUAGGUCUUAGUAGCAAGAUAUUAUGAAAGAAACUGGUGAUUUAUGAUCAUUUUUAAAGAAUACUUUUAGCAGCCAUUUUGUUUUCCUUUCACACCCAAGAAUCGUAUUAUUUGCUUUUUAAUUUCACAAGGAAUUCAAAGGAUUUGUGCAUGCAAUUUUACUUGGACGCAUUUAUCAAUUGAUAGAUCAUAUAUGUAAGUUUAUGUGCAUUAGAAAACAUCUGUAUUAACUUCAGUCUAAAAUCUAAUGCUCAUUCCAACCUCCAGAUAUGCUAAUAUUUAGUCAAUACAAUUUCCAGCUGGCCUAUUACCUGAGUUUCAAAAAACCAAGGUAGAUGUUAUUUUUUGUGGGGCAAGAACCCAAAGGAGAGAUUGAAGGUGCUUGGCUGAAAGACUACCCUGGGAAGUUGUCACAUAGGAAAACAGAAAUAUAAGAAAUGGAGAGAGAGGGAGGCAAAAGGAAACUACCAUAAAUACAGCCAUCACUAAAAGACUUUUACAGCAUUUGAAGAGUUGAAGAAGGGGACAGUUUUGCUUAUGUUCUAUCCAUGAUAAAGAGCCAGUGUUUACUUAAGUGCUGAAAAAGAGGAGAUGGACGAUGGUAGAGAUGAACCUAGUCCCAACAAUUAAGUUGGGCAGUUGCCUGAAGAAGAGAGUACUUGGAAGAAGGCAUCACUUUUCAGCUACCUGGGGUACACUUUCAGACAUUUCUUUUCCUGAAUUUUGAAGCACUUACAUUCAGUGUGGUUACGAUCUGUUUGUAAUAUUAAUCAUUGACUAUUGUUCUGCAACUUGGAUGUUGAUAGUGAAGCAGAGAACAACUUAUCAUUGUUUAUUAUGAGUCACUAUGCACGCAACUAUGCUAAAAAAGAAAAAAAGAAACAUGGCAAAAAUGUAUUCAAUGCUAGUCCACCUCUAUUUAUGAAAGAUUUUGCAUAAUUUAAUUUGCUUUUGUACAGUUUUAUGUAAAUAAAUUG
Varanus komodoensis (Komodo dragon) is the source of this 7897-nucleotide messenger RNA. It is a transcript of the gene PCDH7, whose product is annotated as protocadherin 7. Gene Ontology annotation, cellular component: plasma membrane. Gene Ontology annotation, biological process: homophilic cell-cell adhesion. Lineage: Eukaryota; Metazoa; Chordata; Lepidosauria; Squamata; Varanidae. Gene Ontology annotation, molecular function: calcium ion binding. Bases 1 to 3867 code for a protein of 1288 amino acids. The record is from RefSeq and is a predicted model, not a curated record. The transcript has 9 exons.